AUGAUAAGCAACGAACUGCACUACCUCAAAUACAUCGUCGGCGACAUUUUUGGACAAUGCUGCAGCGAGAUCGUUGAGCUGAUUCUGCUCUAUGGAAAUAAACUGACAAUUAAUGAAAUUAUAAACUUGUCGAAUUACGAAUUCAGCAUCGUGAGGAACAUUUUACUUUGCCUGCUCAUCCACAACAUCGUGGACAUUCGGAUUAUUUACGACAAGUCUCAUGAAUGCAGUCACGCGCCAUCGGACGGGAAGACGGUCCCUCUUCUGCCAGACGAAAGGGGGGAACGCCGUGCCAGGGCGCCGGUGGAAGAAACUAUAAAGGUGGUGCAAGAGUUGGGCGCCACAGCACCUAUAGAAGUAGUCAAAGGGGACCAAGCUGGCGAAGCAAUCGACGCAGCCGAAGAAGAGGAGGGGGGGCCACCCCAAAAUGGUCCCCCUACGGGCUAUGCUGAUGACGAGGAAGAGGACAACGAAGGGGAUGACACAGAGGAGGACGACGCCCUGGCGGAACGACGCAGCAAAAGAAACCUGAGGGAAGAAAUGCACUUCUUGACUUACCACGGAAGCUACAAGUACAUGAAGGGCUGUAGCUGUGCCUCCUGCAUUUGCAAAAUUAGGAGGGUGGAGUACUGGGUCGUCGUUAAUAAUAUUUACUCCCUUGUCAGAUACUCGUCCAUAUUUUACUACAUGCACCAGACCCGUGUUAAAAGUGGAAGCACUGAUGACCUGCCAGAGUACUCCCCCUUCUGUGGCACCUCCCCUGCAGUGGACUCAAUCCCUACCGCUGCUGCAGGUAAGAAUAAGGGUAAAAAUGUGACCACGCCAAACGAUGCUCUUCUCCCCUCCGCGGGAAUGCAUAGUAUUAUGAGUUACAACUUCUUCACGUCAGACAGGAUACACGAUUAUAGCAGUAGUACUCUCCAAGAAGAGGAGGACAACAAUGCCGAAGAGGUAUCUUCCAAAAGGGACAUUAUUCACUUCAUCGAAAAGGUUAUCCUCUUAAGAGUAAUUAAGAAUGGAAGAAUCACAAUCGACGCGUGUGUAAAAAAUUUGGAGCAAGACGAUUACGUAGAAGUGUGUAAAAAGGAAAUCCCAAAUAUAAAGAAAAAAAAACUAAAACUCAUCUUCCUUCAGUUGUUAAAAAGGAAAUAUAUAAAAAAGUGUAAAUAUUUUAAUGAGCAUGCAUGUGAAAAUGACACAACUGAUAAGGACCUUACCAGAAAGUAUGAUCAGUCGAUAAAUUAUAUCAACGGGAGCGUGGACCCGGCCCCGUACGCGGAUAACUAUGACGCUGUAUAUCACCCCAAUGGAAGUAAUCACGUGGGCACUAACAAAGUGGAGGCAAAUGUCCAAAAAACCAACCCAGCCUCUUAUGGCAAGGCUAAAACGCGCACUGAUCAUACGGUUCACCCCAACCACGAAGAGAUCAACCGAACAAGCAGCCUUUUAAACCCCACUGAGCUUGACAGGAACAACCAACACUCCAAGGAGUCACUCAACGGCUCCAAUGAUAGUUUCCUCUUCGCGCCAGCCGACAAUGUGAAUAGCAUGAACGGAUAUAAUCCAGCAACCAACGCGUUCCAAAAUGAUAGCAAGAAACACGGCGCGAAAAUUACGAGAGGUGUGCUGAGCCUGGUUGACAAUGCCAAACGGAGGAAGACAACAGAGAAUGAAUCGGGGGGAAAUCACAAUUGUAGAAAUUUUACAAACAAUGAUACCUUCGAUGGGAAUAUAUUCUCCAUAAUUGGAGAAAGGGACAGAACUUCGGACCCCCUCGGUAGUAGUAGCCACCUCAACGAGGAUAAUAACAGCGUUAUAAGUAGUGCUUACCCAGGGGGAACUUCCUAUCCAGGAAGUAGCUCAUACUUGAGGGGAGAGGGAAGUCACUAUCCAGGGAGCGACACCCCCUUCGAUCGCUCCAACAUGAUGAAUGUUCAAGAGACAGACAGGAAGAAUCACACAGAGAUAUCUAGUGAAAACCAGUACGAAUAUUUCAACCCCAACAAAAACACAUCAGAUAGGGAUACAAAUAAGGAUAACAUGCAGAGUGACCUCCUGGACUAUCUGGACAACCGAUUUACAUACUUCCAAGCAAACAACGAAGUUCUGACCAUCCUGUACCUAAAGCAAGAGUGUUUUAACUUCAUAACACACUAUUACAAUUUUAACGAAGUCGAAAAAGGAAUCUUUUUUUUUUUAUUAAAAAAUGUUCAGCUCAGUUACUCUGUUGAAGAAAAUAAUUACAAGUACACUCCCUCAUUUUGUACUUUUGAAAAUGUCCAAAAGUACGUAAUAACCAAUUUUAAGAAGAAAAAUAUCUAUAUGGAUAGAAAUGUCGUCUUAGAAAAUUUAAACAACUUAAUCAAAUAUCCAGACGAGUUGGUAAGAACAGAAUGUAAUGAAAUGAUAACUUACGCUGCCGAUUUUUCCAAUAUUAAAAAUAUUUACAAAAAAAAAAUUACAACAAAUAUUAUAGAAAAUAUGAACGGGUCAGGCGCUUUACGCAUUUGGAACUUUCUCAUAUCCACACCUGAACAAAAAGUUAAUGAUGAAGUGAUAAGUGAAAAUGUUUUAAUCCCACUGAAUGAUGUGAGAAAGAAAUUGUAUAAUCUGCUGUAUCAUGGGUACAUCAAAUGUCAUGAAUGUAACAACAGUAACGUUAACAAAACGUACAUUAAGCAUUCCUUGUCCUUCUCCACGAACGUGUAUUACACAAGCAAUAAAAUAAAGGAAAAUUUAUUUACCAUCGCGAAAAAUAUUUACAUACGGAAGCUCCACGAGAAUAAUGAAAUAAACACGCUGCACAAUAAGUCCAACAUUUGUGCGAACGAGGUGGGCAAGGACCCCCCUCCAGAACUGCGUACUGGCCAGGGCACCCCCUCCGGACAGAACGUAUUCACCAACCAGAGCUCCAACAAAGCGAGCAGAAGCCAUCAGAAUAAAAAAGAAAUCAGCUUGACGUCACGCGAGUAUGCCGUGGACUACCUAGAGAUAAGCUUAAUUAACCUCGACAAGCUAAUUUUUAUAUUUAACUCGUAG
Molecule: messenger RNA, 3039 nt
Organism: Plasmodium inui San Antonio 1
Lineage: Eukaryota; Apicomplexa; Aconoidasida; Haemosporida; Plasmodiidae
Exons: 1
Coding region: 1-3039 (1012 amino acids)
Cellular component (GO): RNA polymerase III complex
Molecular function (GO): single-stranded DNA binding
Source: RefSeq, a predicted model, not a curated record